GUAAGAAUCCAGUGUAAGAUUGUGAAGAAAGGCGAAUGAGCAUGUCAACAAUUUCUCUGUUACAUUUCUUAAGACGCCUCUAUUGGAUAAAUGAUACUGCUGUUCCUCUUUCAGAGUCUGAAAUGGUGGAGCUGACGUGUCGCUUUCCGUUGUUGAAGAGGUCAGCACCGUUCAGGGUCACCUCCAAGCGCACACAGAACAAGAAAACGAUUAACUAAAAGUCGUGGUGUUUUGAGCUGGUAGAUCGUGUUCUGUCAAAAUGAGUAUCAUUUGAAGAGUCCUGAAUUUUUUUCAUCUUCCAAGGACUUUGACGCCCAACGGGACGGCGCCAUUGCGUAUCUAGCGGUUCACGGCCUCUCUUCUUCUGUUCCCGUCUGUUUCAUUCCCUCAUUUCAGUUCGGCCUUUCAUGUUUGCUUGAAGUAAUCAUCCAUAACCGCACCCAAGAUAGUAGCCCUCAUUCCAGUGAAACUAGCGGAUUCUAAAAGCGAGAGAUGUUAUUCUUUCAAAGUGUGCGUAUGAUGUUCACUCUCUCUAGUGCGUCUUUAAUUCGUCCUCGUUCGUGGUACGUUGUCAUCGUUUCUUCUUUUGCAACCCUCUGUUGCGCGCUUGGCUUUUUGAUGCUCGAUAAACACGUAAAGGGAUAACUUCAGCCAGUGGAUGCUCUUUUCUCGCGCAUUCGCUCUCUGUCUUGCCUUCUUUGACUCUGUCUCAUGCACCUUAGAGUGGAACAUGCCUAUGGAGCAGAUGGAUCCUAUGGAACAGCAACAAUCACAUCGUGAAGGCACUCGCUGUGCCCGAUCAAUUCCGGAAGGAGACGGAAAAGGCUUACACAUUUAUCACAUGCGACAUGAAAGAUCAGCGGAUGACCGGCAUCCUUACUGCGUUGUAUGGACAUAUUUGCCCUGCUUGACUACCAUUAUUCCUCUCAUUGGCCAUGUUGGUAUUUGUACAGCUGAAGGUGUUGUCCAUGAUUUCGCUGGCCCGUAUUUUAUAAGCGUUGAUCGUAUGGCCUUCAACCGACCGAUGAGAGUUUGGCGCUUGGAUCGAGGAGGCGUGAACCAUCCUGAGGAUCCAAUGAUGUACGAUAGAGCCAUUGAGGCCGCGGACGCCCAAUUUUGCCGGAUGUCACACAAUUUAAUCUGUAACAACUGUCACCACCACGUCGCAGACGCCCUGAAUCACAUGGCUUAUAAAGGACGGAGAAAUUGGACCCAAUUUGACGUCUGGUGGCAGCUGGUGGUCCGUGGCCGAUUCUUGACGUGGCGUGACUGCUUCGUAGUUUGGUCGGCUUGGACCAUCCUGGGAAUCAUCGUUAUUUUUUGCCGAUUCGUCCUACCCCAUCUUUCCUAAUCGUAAUGCUGCCCUGAAUGUGGUUUCAACCGCAGCAGAAAGACGGGGGAAGAAAAAGCCAGCAACCUGAAAUGAUGUCUGAAUCAGAGAAAGAGCCGGAACAACAGCAGUAGACUAGGAGUUCCGUUCUUUGAAGCGUAUGUACGGCAGACCGGCUGUCUUCUCUGUACGAGAAAGCACAGCUUCCAUGAUACCCUUCAUAGGGGGUCCAUUUCUUCGCGGAUAGCUUGUUGCCGACUAGUAAGGAACGCUCGUAAAAGCUGCUUGAUUACCUGAGUUCACCUGCAUUUCGGUUCAGCCAUUGUACACGGUGUUACAUCCGGCCACCGCAAAUGUUUGUUACAGAGAUCGGGGCAGACCCCUAAGCAUCUCGUCUCCGCUGUUGAGCAGCUGAUUUCAAGCUCUAAGAUCAGGUAGUUGUUGCCUUGGCGGGGGUGCUUUCGGCAGGCAUUCACUCGUCGCGUUCGUGGGCAUUGCCAUACGAUUGUGCUUGUAGGCUCAUUCCCGUGAUGUUUCUUUCGGCGUGCUCUGAUACCCCAACCGACAGCAUAGUAGCUGCUCUAUCGAUGGAUCAUGCACAAUCACGCCAAGCCACCAGUGCCGUGUCUUGGUAGCAGAUUUGUGUCCCAGUAUUUAGCCUCAUGCUGCAACUAAUGUGCUGCCCGCCAUAUGCUUUGGACUCUACGGAUUUUCAGUGGUUGAAAUUUUUCGAAUCG
Molecule: messenger RNA, 2067 nt
Organism: Toxoplasma gondii ME49
Lineage: Eukaryota; Apicomplexa; Conoidasida; Eucoccidiorida; Sarcocystidae
Gene: TMEM222
Product: transmembrane protein TMEM222
Exons: 9
Coding region: 659-1351 (230 amino acids)
Source: RefSeq, a predicted model, not a curated record